UCUCUCUCUUCCUCUCUGUGCGGUUUUUGCGCGUGUCCUGUUAUCUUCUCCAGUCCUCCGCCCUGCCAGGGAUUCCCACUUGCUCUAUUAACUCCUCACUAGUAAAUCUGCGCGCCGAUCUAUCCACCUGAAAUGGAGGUGAAGCUGUGGAAUGACAAGCGUGAAAGGGAUAUGUAUGAGAACUUUGCUGAGCUCUAUGCUAUAAUUCGAGCCACUGAGAAGUUGGAAAAGGCGUAUAUUCGCGACAUAAUAUCUCCAUCCGAGUACGAGAUCGAGUGUCAAAAGCUCAUCACGCAUUUCAAAACCCUGGCCUCCACAUUGAAAGACACCAUUCCCAACAUUGAACAGUUCGCUGACACUUACAAGAUGGAUUGUCCUGCCGCCAUAAACCGCCUGGUUGUGUCGGGUGUCCCUGCCACAGUGGAGCAUCGGGCUGCGGCAGCUACGUCUUCAACCACCUCAGCCGCCAUCGUUGCGGAAUGCGUGCAGAACUUUAUCACAGCGAUGGAUUCACUUAAAUUGAAUAUGGUGGCUGUGGAUCAGGUGCAUCCACUGCUUUCAGAUCUCUCUGCUUCUCUCAAUAAGCUGACCAUACUGCCUCCAGAUUUUGAGGGGAAGACAAAGAUGAGGGAUUGGAUUUCGAGGCUCUCCAAGAUGGGGGCAGCGGAUGAGCUAACAGAGCAGCAGGCCCGGCAACUCCACUUUGAUUUGGAGUCCUCAUACAAUUCGUUCAUGGCAGCUUUACCCAAUUCCGGUACUUGAUAUCUUUUGGUGUGGAAAAACAACUUGGGCGUUUUCUGCUUUUUGUGGAUAUUGGUUAGACACUUAGACCUACGUAUCUCAUAUGUAGAAAAUGAUGGCGUCUCUUGUAUCAUAGCAUUAGAAAGUGAUUGCCUGGAUGGCUUUGAUUUUGUAAAAUGUGACCUGUGGAAUGAUGGGAUUAUUGAUCUAGAAGCGCUUCGAGAUAGUUUCCUUUCU
This is a messenger RNA of Syzygium oleosum, 978 nucleotides long. Its product is annotated as vacuolar protein sorting-associated protein 28 homolog 2-like. Gene Ontology annotation, cellular component: ESCRT I complex. The transcript is spliced from 2 exons. Gene Ontology annotation, molecular function: protein-containing complex binding. Gene Ontology annotation, biological process: protein transport to vacuole involved in ubiquitin-dependent protein catabolic process via the multivesicular body sorting pathway. The coding region runs from base 133 to 762 and encodes 209 amino acids. Lineage: Eukaryota; Viridiplantae; Streptophyta; Magnoliopsida; Myrtales; Myrtaceae. The record is from RefSeq and is a predicted model, not a curated record.